AUGACAAAUUCCUCCACCCAAAAUGUUCGAUCUGCCGCGGGCUCUUCCUCCCAACCGAUCAACGACACCGUUCUCGAAGAGUUUCGAAAGGAGUGGAAAAUAGAGGUUGAAUCGAAGAAACUUCAGAGAGACUCAACUCCCGUGAUCUCCAGUGUUGAAAGUUCAGAAAUACGUGCACAGCCUUUGGAACACCUGGAAGAGACAAAAGAUAGUGAUGUUCGAUGGAUUAAGAGCAAAUCAACGGAAAAUCAAAAUGCGUUGGAUAUAUAUAUCCAAGCAAUAGCGUUCGAACGUGAAGGAAACAUGGGAGAAGCUCUCAUAAGAUACCAGCAGGCUUUUAAGCUAGACCGUCAUGUUGAUUAUACAUAUAAAAAACAUUAUAACGAUGCAAUGCGAGAAGCAACGACUAGCGAGGGAACAUCCUCAGAACUCUUCAAACAUUUCGAACAAGAAACGAUGAUUGCACGAAGUUCAUCUUCUACUAGCUCUACAACCAACGAUUCAGUAUACAAUCUGAUCGAAACAUUACGAGAUCAAAGACUUGAAUAUGAACCAUUGGAACCCAAUAAAAACAUUCCGAUUGCAAAAUUACCCAAUGAAUUGAUUCUGUGUAUUCUCAAGCAGUUACUUUUGUUUGAUAUUGCAUCUGUUGGGAGAUUUUCAUUAGUUUGUAAAAAGUUUUUAUUGUUGACGCGUGAAAAUUCUAUUUGGCGGUUUGUAUGCCUACGCGCGUUCCAUUUGGAUCCUAGAGAAUCGAUCUAUAUUUUACAAAAGGAUGUUAUGAAAAAAUAUAAUAAUGAUUGGCACAGAAUGUUUAUUGAAAGACCACGAAUAAGAUAUGACGGAGCUUAUAUAGCACUUUGCUAUUAUUUAAGACCUGGUUCUACUGAGAAUGUUUGGAAUCAGCCAAUUCAUCUAGUAUCCUAUUAUCGAUUUAUACGAUUUUUCUCGGAUGGCACUUGUAUUAAAUUGCAGAGCUUUCGCGAACCGAAAGCAAUAAUAAGAAAUUUCGGAUUUGAUUAUAAUUCCAAGGAUCUUUUGACUGGUUGUUGGGAAUUUGAUGAAAAUACCAGUCAAGUGAAUAUUACCUUGACAGAAACGAGCGCUAUGAAACAUACACGAUAUAUAAAGUUAUCUUUGAAGUCGACUGAACGUGGAAAACAUAAUAAACUUGUUUGGAACGAGUAUUAUAGUAUCAAUAAUUUGACUGGCGAGAAAGGAACUUUCAACCUAAGAAACGACAAAAAUUUCAUAUUUAGUAAGGUAAAAAGUUUCGGAAUGGGUUGGUAG
Ambispora gerdemannii is the source of this 1290-nucleotide messenger RNA. Lineage: Eukaryota; Fungi; Glomeromycota; Glomeromycetes; Archaeosporales; Ambisporaceae. The record is from the annotation of a GenBank genome assembly.